This is a messenger RNA of Coregonus clupeaformis (lake whitefish), 1861 nucleotides long. Its product is annotated as ubiquitin domain-containing protein 1. Gene Ontology annotation, molecular function: protein binding. The coding region runs from base 307 to 1017 and encodes 236 amino acids. NCBI's taxonomy places the organism in Eukaryota, Metazoa, Chordata, Actinopteri, Salmoniformes, Salmonidae. The record is from RefSeq and is a predicted model, not a curated record. The transcript is spliced from 4 exons.
UGGUUGGCUGGGUGUGUGUUAUUAAGGCAUUCAUUAGUAAAGAACUGGGGAAGUGUCACAACAGCUAGCUAACCUAGCUCUGACACCACACGGAUAACUGUAGUCGUCACGGAUAGCCAAAGCGUGGUGGUGGGAUCAUACCCUUGACCACUGCAACCUUCUUAGACAGAGAGACGUAAGCUCCAGUUGCUGGUUGGAGUCUCUGAAAGGCUGUUUUUUCUGAUGUUGAGUCAGUGUCGUGUUUGAUUUAAACAUCAGUCUCUGGAACACAUACAUCAAAUCUCUGGGAGACAGAAAGAGAAGAACAUGGGAGUCGCUAACUCUAGGGACUACCAUCCGUACCACCCCUCACAGUCUCCCAUCAAGGUGGUGCUGAAAAGACGCAAUGAGCCCCUGAAGAAGGAGUGCACUAAAUGGAAGAGUGAGUACCCUAUGACGGAGGGCCAGCUGAGGAGUAAGAGGGAUGAGUUUUGGGACACGGCUCCAGCCUUCGACGGCAGGAAGGAGAUUUGGGAUGCGCUCCGAGCGGCAGCAGUGGCCGCAGAGGUUAACGACCUGGAACUGGCUCAGGCCAUAGUGGACGGAGCCUGCAUCACACUACCACACGGUACGCUGACAGAGAGUUAUGACGAGCUGGGGAACCGCUACCAGCUUCCUGCCUACACUCUAGCCCCUCCUGCCAACCUCAUCACUGAAUGCACCAAUGAGAGCCAAGCUCCCGAUCAAAAGGAGCAGAAAAAGCCUCCCCCUCCUCCCAAAGAGGAGUUCCAGCUACGAGUACGCCUCUCGUGCGGCAAGGACCUACGUAUAAGCGCCUCCAUGUCAGACUCCAUUUCCCAGCUGAAGAGAGCCCUGGAGGGGCAGGAGGACAUUGAAGCCGCCCACCAACGCUGGUUCUUUGCAGGGAAACUGCUAACAGACAAGACACGGCUCCAGGACACCAAGAUACAAAAAGACUUUGUGGUCCAGGUCAUCGUGAACAACUACUCACCCGUAACCAAACUCAUACCAAACUGAGAGAGAGAGAGAGAGAGAUAACUUAUUUGAGAGAGAGAGCGAGAGAGAGAGAGAGAGAGAGAGAGAGAUAACUUAUUUUUAUUGGACAUGUUCAGAUAGUUCCUCCAAAUUCCGGACCACUUUCUUACAUUUCAUGCCUAGUGGACACGACCCUGGACUGUUGGUUACUGCAAAGGAAUUGUGGCUCUAAUAUUUCAUAAUUUCUUUGCUUUUGUAUUUCUUAUCCUCUUUUUGUAUUUUCCUAAUGAUCCCACAUUGUUACUGAGUGAAAAUACACAAAUGAUGUGUAGCCUGGCAAAGCACUGACAAACUGUAGACUGAACUGGAAGAGAAUCAUGGCAUAAGGAGAAGAACACUUACUACAGUGUGUCUGUCUGUCUACAGUUUAUCCACUACCAUUACACCUCUGUCCCCUACAGUAUAUUCAUUAUUUUCCUUGUGAGUGUGUUCAUGUGGAACUUUGAACUGUGAAUAGGGUUGGACAGUGGAAAGUAUCCUGCCUGACGAUACAAAUAUUCUAUUGGAUCUCUAUUUAUACUGAAAGCCAUUCUAUUUGUACUAUUUCUAUUGUCUGAUCUUUACAUAAUGGUAAAAAAUAAUAAUGACAGAUUUAUGAAAGAAAGUUUACAUACUGUUUCAAUGCUUGUUUGAUUGUGAAUAUUUAUAUAUUUAAUAAGCAGAAAUGUCUUUUUAAGUGAAAAUGUUCAUGAAAAGUCAACAAUUUGAGGAGCAAGUGAAUAUCCUGGUUUAUAAGGUGAAAAUAGCUGGUUUGAUUUUCAUCGAUUUUUCCAACCAAGUAUGGAUAACAUGCUGUAGUUUUGUAUGCUCCAAAGUGCACUAAAAG